AUGGUGAAGUUCAUCAAACCAGGAAAGGUAGCCAUCGUCACACGCGGCCGAUACGCAGGCAAGAAGGUCGUUAUUGUGCAACCAGUCGACAACGGCAGCAAGGCCCACCCAUUCGCGCAUGCUCUCGUUGCCGGUGUCGAGCGUUAUCCGCUCAAGGUGACCCGCUCAAUGUCCGCUAAGCGUAUGGCGAAGCGAUCCAAGGUCAAGCCUUUCGUCAAGGUCAUCAACUACAACCACCUGAUGCCUACACGUUACGCACUCGAGCUCGAGUCACUCAAGGGAGUCAUCUCAGCAGACACAUUCAAGGAGCCUUCUCAGCGUGAAGAUGCAAAGAAGACCAUCAAGAAGUCUUUCGAGGAGAGGUACACCUCGGGCAAGAACAAGUGGUUCUUCACACCUCUGCGAUUCUAG
Molecule: messenger RNA, 411 nt
Organism: Protomyces lactucae-debilis
Lineage: Eukaryota; Fungi; Ascomycota; Taphrinomycetes; Taphrinales; Protomycetaceae
Product: 60S ribosomal protein L27-B
Exons: 2
Coding region: 1-411 (136 amino acids)
Biological process (GO): translation
Cellular component (GO): ribosome; cytosolic large ribosomal subunit
Molecular function (GO): structural constituent of ribosome
Source: RefSeq, a predicted model, not a curated record